Molecule: messenger RNA, 947 nt
Organism: Arabidopsis lyrata subsp. lyrata
Lineage: Eukaryota; Viridiplantae; Streptophyta; Magnoliopsida; Brassicales; Brassicaceae
Exons: 5
Coding region: 202-615 (137 amino acids)
Source: RefSeq, a predicted model, not a curated record
CUUCUAAUUUUACCGGCGGAGCAAAUUAGGGUUUGUCGUUUGCAUCGCUCUCGUCUCGUCUCCCACAGACAGAUGUCUCGAAUCUUUGUUCGUCUACCAUGAAGGCCUUAAUUGCAAUAGAUUGCUCGUGAGAGAUAGAUUGGCCUUUAUCGUCUACCGCUUAAUUUCUCCGCCGGACUCUGUUUGAUUCGUGACCCCAGGAUGGAGGAAUUAAGCCAACUCUUGAAGAACAAUAGAACGGACGACCUCACUUGGUUUUGCUCUCUCUCUGAAUCUGAACUGGAUUUGCUCAUCAGCUUAAAGAAGCUAGCCAUUCAACGCGCCAAAAUAAGUGGUCACCAAGAACUAGCUGACAAAUUUGAUCUCAAGUUGCUCCGAGCUCUCGGGCUUGUGCUAAUGGAGUACGUGAGAAAAAGGGUACAAGAUGAUACUUGUCUUGCCCCAAGUGUUGUUCAUCAACUCAUGCUUUUGGAUAACUGCAAUUUGUUGAAAACGCAUGAAGAUGAUACUGUAGACAUGGAGGAGAUUCUUACUCAGAUAUGCGAAAACAAAUCAAAAAAGAAAGCACGGAAAAGGUUGGUACGGGAGUCUAAACAGUUAGCGGAAAGACCCUAGUGUAUUUGAUGCUAGAUAUUUAUGCUUUCCAAGGAGGCGGUAGAAGCUAGCUGUUGCAAUGGAUGGGGAGCUCCGACUGCUUUAAAAUGAACAGCAGCAUGAGUACAAGAAGAUGGAGUUGGCCAAGAAUGCUCGGUGUUUGGUCAUUCUUCUUGAUGCACGGUGGUUGCAACUGUAAAUGUUUGUAAUUUUGAUUGAGGAUGGUGUCCUUACUUGUGAUUUCCUUCGAGUAGUUGAUAUAGCAAAAUUAGAUACUUUGUGGUCUGUGGCCAAAAUUUUGAAAAGUUGUAUUAGUGUAUGGUUAAUAUUUAACCAAAGAGAUCAUUUCUUGA